This is a messenger RNA of Caretta caretta (loggerhead turtle), 1271 nucleotides long. The record is from RefSeq and is a predicted model, not a curated record. NCBI's taxonomy places the organism in Eukaryota, Metazoa, Chordata, Testudines, Cheloniidae.
CGCCCCUCCCUGGGCCGGGACAUGAGGGAGGAGGCGCCGCCCGGCCCGACAGAGCAGCAUGGGGCUCGCCCCCCUCCUCGCCCUCUUCCUCUGGAGCCGGGCCCUGGGUAACGACAUUCUGGGGCUGAAGCUGCCGAGCGGCCCUGACCUGACCCCCAACACGGUGUGCCUGACCCUGCCGGGGCUCAGCAAGCGCCAGAUGGGGCUAUGCGUGCGCAGCCCCGACGCGGCCGCCUCGGCCCUGCAGGGCAUCCAGGUCGCCAUCCAGGAGUGUCAGCAUCAGCUGCGGGACCAGCGCUGGAACUGUUCCAGCCUGGAGCGGGCGGGCCAGGUGCUGCAGGACAGCGCCAUCCUCAAGAGAGGCUUCCGGGAAAGCGCCUUCGCCUUCUCCCUGCUGGCGGCCGGCGUGAUGCACUCGGUGGCCACGGCCUGUAGCCUGGGCAAGCUGCAGGGCUGCGGCUGCUCCUGGCGGGAGCGCGGCGGCCCGGAGAAGCGCCAGCUGAAGCUGAGCCAGCUGCAGGCGCUGUCCCGGGGCAAGGGCCUCCCCCCUCAGCUGGCCUCGCUCCUGGGCGAGCCCAGCCCGCAGGACACCUGGCAGUGGGGCGGCUGCGGACCCGACAUCGGCUUCGGGGAGCGCUUCUCCCGGGACUUUCUGGACCCUCGGGAGGCGCCACGUGACAUCCAGGCCCGGAUGAGGGUCCACAACAACUGGGUGGGCAGACAGGUGGUGGCGGAGAACAUGAAGCGCACGUGCAAGUGCCACGGCCCGUCGGGCAGCUGCCAGUUCCGCACCUGCUGGCCGGCGGCGCCCGAGUUCCGGCUGGUGGGCGCGGUGCUGCGGGAGCGGCUGCAGCGGGCCGCCUUCAUCAGCGCCCGCAACCGCAACAGCGGCGUCUUCGGCCCGCGCCGCCUGGCCCGCCAGCUGGUCUACUUCGAGCCCUCGCCCGACUUCUGCGAGCGCGACCCGGCCCUCGGCUCGCCCGGCACCCACGGCCGCGCCUGCAACCGCAGCAGCCCCCGCGCCGACGGCUGCGCCAGCCUCUGCUGCGGGCGGGGCCACAACCUCCUGCGCCAGACCCGCGGCGAACGCUGCCGCUGCCGCUUCCAGUGGUGCUGCGCCGUGCGCUGCGAGGAGUGCCGGCUCGGCGCCUGGCUCAGCGUCUGCAAGUGAGGGGGGCCGGCCCCCCGCGCGCCCCGGAGGGGCUCCCCCGGGAGCGGCUCCGCGGCCGGAGAGAGGCGGUGGAAAGCCUGAGCCCCUGGGGCUCUGUGGG